This is a messenger RNA of Hydractinia symbiolongicarpus, 6850 nucleotides long. RefSeq lists its product as uncharacterized. The transcript has 3 exons. The coding region runs from base 8 to 2386 and encodes 792 amino acids. NCBI's taxonomy places the organism in Eukaryota, Metazoa, Cnidaria, Hydrozoa, Anthoathecata, Hydractiniidae. The record is from RefSeq and is a predicted model, not a curated record.
CUAUGCCAUGCCUCCUAAAGGAAAGUCAAAGGCACAAAACAUUAAGUUUUCCCAGUUAGGAAAAUAUACAUCAAACAGAAAAAAAAUCAACGAUAUGGAUUUGAAAAUUUCAAAUCAGAGUAACCUAAUUGAGGAAAAACAAAAACAAUUAGCAGCAUUGAGCAGUGAGAUAACUUUGAUUGAAAGGGAUGUUGAUAAGUUAAGAAAUAGAUUAGCUAGAAAAAGAAAACGUGUUAGACACCUAAACUAUGAGUGUAGUAAGAAUAGAGUGGACUCUGAAGUCAAAUUUAGCAUCAGCAAGGUAACAGCUGAGAGGCGUAGUAAAUUCCCAUCAUCUAGUGAUUUAAAUAGAUCAGCAAAAGAUACACGUCGUCUGGAAACAUUUGAAGCUUGUUCUGCCAUUCACGGAGGGUCUAAGGAAUCUGUUCAGCCGGUUAUGUUUGGUAUGAUUGACACAUUGUGUUCGAAAAUCCCCUCAAAAAUGUUUGCAAAAAGUUUAUUGAAUGCUAAAUCAUCUGUAGUAAAACAGAUAAAGGAAACUACCAUCAAAAUAGCAAAUGAAGAAUUUUACAAUUCAGAAGAUAAUAAACUACGUUCUCUCAAUGUUUUUUACAGCCACAAUGUCAUGGGGAAAGCUAAAUACAUGGCAAUUAGAAAGGCAAAUAGAAUUUCCCAGAAUAAACAGAAUUCAGUGGUUAAUUAUAUUCAGUAUCCUCAUUUAGCAACCAUUAUCAAUAACAUUGAUAUAGGAACACUACAUGACAUACAUCCAACUCUAACCUUUGGAGAUGAAACAAAAUCAGUUACAGGAAAUUAUAGAUCGUGUGAUGAAUUUUUGUUACGAUUGGCAAAAUUCUAUUUAAAAGUGAAUCGUCAACGGAGUGACAAACUAAAAACAUUCAAUAUGCUUGAAAAAAAAGAUUUUGAAUCUUUUCUGUUUGUAUUUGCUCUUGGUGGGGAUGGAGCUCCUAUUUGUGGUAUGUCAUUUUUAGUCUCUUUUCUUAAUGUUGGUAAUCGGAUAUGCAGCAGCUCCGAAAACUUUUUAAUUUUUGGUGGUGAUACUGAGGAAAAUUCUACUGUUGUACGCAAUUAUGUUCUCAAGUUGUUGUCGGACGUGAAGUUUUUGGAAAGUCAGGUUUUCACUGUUUAUGUUGAUGAAGUUGCCUACAAAGUUGAAUUUUUAUUGGGUGAAUUACCUAACGAUAUGAAGAUGUUGGCUUUUUUGGCUGGGGAACUAACAAAUUCAGCCUACUACUUUUCAACGUUCGGAAAUGUAAAUAAAGAUAAUUCAGCCAAAUUUGAAUAUACAUACGGAACCAAGCAAAGUGACAAAUGGAUGCCCUUCAACUAUCACAAACGCAUAAGUGAUGCCAAAAAGGUUGAAGGUAAAAAAAAAGAAAUCGAAGUUAAAUGCAAAGGAAAUAGUGCAACGAAACGUAGUAACUUGACAUCUUAUAUAUCUAAAGUUUUGAAAGGUAGACAAGAAGAAGUCCCCUUGGUUGGCCAUUAUAUUGAUAAAGCAAAAGGCGAACCUCUUCAUCUGAAGAACAAUGUCGUCAAAGAGCACUUCAUGAAGUUAUUCAAUCUAUGUUUGGCAACUGCUCCAUUGAAUUCCUACAAAGCAUUUAAAGAUAUACCUUCCUCACAUGCUUUAAUUAAAUUUGUUAAUUUUAUACGUUCAGCAAUGGGAUGUAAUUUUUUGUCGAAAAAAAUUAUCCGGUGGUUUAAUGAAAGCAGUUCUAAGAAUGAAAGUAGUUUCACUUUUCGUUUUCGUGGAAAGGAGAGUAAAGCCUUUCUUUGUCAUUUCCCAGAAUUAAAUUUACUUAUUUUAAAUGAAUUGAAGAGUGAACAAAUGAAAAUAAGGCUGCAUCAAAUCCAUUUUCAGUUCAUAUGUUUGCGAAAAAUUAUUUCACUAUCAGUACGUGUAGAGAAUUUCAAUUUGGAACUUUUAAAAGAUUUAAAGAAGCAAUGUAAACUACUUUUCAAGUCAAGCUGUUGGUAUGAUGUAAGCGUCUCACCCAGUUUAUGGACUUUAUGUAACUGCAUACCUUUCCAUGCUGAAAGUACUUUGCUGUGCUACGGUUUCGGAAUUGGAUGUAAUAGUAUGGAAGGGCGGGAGCAAAAGCACCAGAUGAUUGUAAAGUAUUCUAACAAUACCACUUUCCAAUGUCGCUGGCCAAGAAUUUUCCGUCACGAGUACAUACAAUUGUUGCAUCUGAGAGAAAACGGUUACGAUAAGUUGCACUAUGUUUCAAGAGGAUCUGAUUACAUACCAGAGAGAGAUAUGUGUUGUGAACAUUGCUUGCUGCUUGUUAGAAAUAACUUGAAAUGCCAACUAUGUGAGAGUGCUUUCAUGAAAAAGGUUUUUUCUGAUUUAGAAAUUUAGACACCGUUUUUUGUUUAAAAGUUCAGUAUGUUGAUAGUUCGUGUUAGAUGUAUAUUUUCCUUAUUUCCUUAUUCUGCUAUAUACUUUUUGUUUGCAUAACAUUUGCAAUGUAUAUUUGUGAAUCAGUGAGAUAGUGUCUUUCGCAAGAGUAUGAAUAUUAAUUUUCCCAAUUAGAAAGCUCAAAGAAAUCAAUUUUUUAAUAUAAAUGUGUGUGAAUUAAUGUUUUGUCAGAACAUUUGGUACAUAAAUGUUUACGACGUAAUCAUAUAGAAAGUAUGGUGACUAUUACAGCAUAAAAUUUAUAAUAUUUACAUCAAAGAAUAUGUAUUUUAUACAAAUAUAUUUUAUUUUUAUGAGCAUGGCAAUGCCAAAUUUUCUCUUGCAAAAGAAAACAAAUUCUAGAUCAUCAUCAUUUUUUUCUGUGAAUAGAUGUUAUAAAACACUAGCUAUAUGAUAGUUUAUAUUUUAUUAAAAAAAAGUUUUCAUAGUUCAUAUGUUUUAUUUAAACAGAGUUGUUGUGUUAUUAUUUGCUUCAUAUUGAGAUACAAUGUGUCACAAAAGUAGUUUUUGUUGUUUGACUGUCCUGUGUGUUCUGGCAGCUAGCUAGCUGUGCUGCCUCCAUCCCAUCUUCUUUUUAUUUUUUAUUAUAUGCAAUAAUGAGUAACGGUAGCUACGAAAGCCAUAAAAUAACAAUAAUUUAUCCAUUUUUUACUCGUUAUAUACCAAAUCAAAACUUUAAACACUUGCAGCAACCUUUCAGUGUGUUUAGCCAGGUAGCCAUUUUUAUUUUUCUACAAAUCUCUCCAUCGCGCUGCUGUUGUACCUGCUAUUGUGAAAACCUAGGUUGCAAUUGAAGGAGUGUCGAAUUGCGGCGCAAACUCCAUGUAACAAUCCUUGACAAAAUAGCCAGGCCGUUUGAAAAAUACGAGUUAAGCAUUUUCACACGGGAAAUAGCCCGCCGUGGUUGUGUGCGAAUAAAGUAAUGUUGAAAAUGCAAACUAAAAGCCACGGUUAAAACAUGUUUUCUACUUUUUUAUUUCACUUAAAAAUACAACAAUUUUGUGUACUUGCAAAAAUGAAGACAAAAACGGGGGUAUAAAACCAUGUCUUUGCUGUACUACUGCUGUAUUGAAAAACAUGAUCACUACUCACCCUCUAUUUUUUUCCUUUUAGUCAAACAAUACAAAAUUAUAAUGGCAGAACACAUAAAAGAGGGUAUUGUGGUGGACAAAAGUGUUAAAGAAGCCGUGGUCCAGGAUGGACGUGUAAAUGAAGAGGAACAUGUUGUAGAGAAGGUGGUUGAAGGUGGUUGUACAGAUGUAAGUAAUCCAUUGUAACCAUCCAUCAAAGAUCUUUACAGUUUAUUCUUACUGUCACACCAUUUUAUUUUUAGGAAACGAAAUCAUUUCUUUAUUUUGAAAUACGUACUUUUUUCAAAUAUGCUCCUUUCUUCACCCUAUACUUUCUAGGAUUUAAGUAAUAAACAGUUCCUUCUACAUUUUCUUAUAGUUAAUAUAGUUAAUAUAGUUAGUUUAUAUAUAGUUAGUUAGUAUUUUGUCUUAACUCCCUUAGAUUUAGUAAACAAUUUUGCCAGCAUUUGAAUAAUUCUACAUAAUAGCUUGCAAUGCUCACUUUUCCUGGUUUAAUAAGUAAUUUUAAAAACAUUAUAGCUAACAAAACUCUGUAUUGCGUUGCCUGUUUACGGAUUUUAAGUUUGUCUAAACCGUUCAGUUAUUGUUUAUAGUACACAAAAAAUAAUCCAUAUUUUUUUGUCCCUACCACAUGCCUAAGUUUGUGCAUCACUAACCAUGAAUUUAAUGCUUCGGUUCAAAGCUGACUACAAUGAGGUUGAAGAUUAUCCAAAACUUUGGCCUUUGGAUAACCUUUCGGCAAAACUGGCACCCCUGUAGGAAGCAGUUAAUACGAACACUAUAAAAUGUUCGGGGGACCAGCAAGCCUGAACCUGUUAUAUUUUUAUAUUACCAUCAUGUUAGUUAUUUCCUUUUUUUCUAGAAAGCUUAAAAACUGAGUUAAUAAAUGAAAUUUUAUCUUGGAAACUUUAUUCCUGAUUUAGUUCAAGGUAAUGUUUUAUUUAUUUCGUAUAUUUUUUUAUCUUUGUGUCUCGCAGGCAUUAUCAUUAUCUUUACUAAAAGCCGCAUGUCUACCUCCACCUAAGCCACCAAUAAUCAUUACUUGAUUACUAUUAUAUUUACCCCGGCGUUUUGACGCCGGGUUUCCCGGCUAGUUUAAGAAAAAUUAUCCGUAUAUCUGCGUUGGACACUGGUAAUAACUUUGCUACGCGAAAAUGUCUAUGCUUUAUGGCUAUGAAUAAAUGAAAAUAUAUUUCCAGCUAUUAACAUCGAGCCAUAUCAAUCAAUCAGUCUAUAUUUCCAAAAAUAAACAAAAUAAUUUACAGGAACAUACACGAAUUAACCUAUAGCAGGCUUUGCUUAUGCAGAUAUAUGUAUAUAUAAAACAAAAUGAACAACAAUAACUAGUUUGUGAUAAUAUUUUGACCAUGACGUUAUCAAAAUAUCGAUUUUCAUUUUCAAAAAGAAGUAAACAAAUAUCAAUAAAACACUUUUUCCUUGGAACAUAUACAAUCAGCAUUACAAAAUUAGCUAGAUAUAGCUACAUAAACAAACUGCUCACAAUACAGCCUACUAGGUCGGCUACGAAGUAGAUAAUUUGCAGAAUAUACUUUAAAGCACGAUAGAAUCUGUGGUACCUCCGAAUCCAUAUUAUGUUAAAGAAAAGAUUGCCUGGGGUGGAGUUUGGUCCAUAGUCUUUAUAAAAAAAACCGAAACAAAAGGAUAUAAUUGUAACAACACGGAUAGUAAAAAAUAUCUAAGUGUAAAAAAUGUAAAUUUAGAAGUCAUUUCUCGUGGUCCAUACAGGUAAACACAUCGAAACCGGAGGCUAAAACACCCACGCAGGACAAAUAUUACAUCGCCCAAGUUCCUUUUUGUUGUUGUUUUGGAAAUGAGUGUUUGGUAAUUCUGUAUAUUCGUUGAUAACUGAAUGUUAUUCUCUGACCUAACAUACUAAGAUAAAAUACAAAUCGGGUUAACUAUCGGAUAAAUAUAAACGGGAUACAUAUACACGUCCCUUCCUACUUUUUUUUUUAUUUUUUUUUUUACCCUAGGAAAAUAUAUAAAUCCUUCAUUCCUAUUUCAUAAUAAAAUCGUUGUAUCGAGACGGUAACCGUCUCUCUCGUGUUGAGCGUCUUGGUAAGGGAGCAGGUGGAGGAGUUGAUCCCUGCUCAGUUGAAUGUGUUGAAUAAUAUUUGUUAUGGUUCUGAAGAUAUAUUUACUUCACAAUGUACAUACAUAAAUGUUUACAGUCAGCUUAUAUAUAGUCUUUACAUGGAACUUGCUAGAAAAUACCUAGUAUACAAGAAAAAACGUCUAGAAUGUUCCAGAAACAAAGAUGGUGUCUAGUCACGGGUGGUUCGAAGCGGAAUCUAAGAGUUAGCGCAUGCGCGGGUUUUUAACGACAUCCGUGGAGGAAUAAUGGCGGCCGGCAUCAAACUACGUAGUCAAAACAAACCAAGAGCAAGUUUAAAUCUAUUGUUAUCCUCCCAUCUAAUAUUCCAAUAGAUCUAAUUUAGCCGUAAACGAACAUGUGAUAAGUCAACGAAGAGGCUCAGCGAAACAUUUUUGUUGUAGUGGAGCUAGGUACGAGGAACAAGACUACUCAAGUAGAUGAAAGAAAAAAUCAAGAUUUUUGCUUAUUUGCGUUACGUUGCUAACGUCAAGGGGGAUGUUAAAGAAGCAAUCAUGUAUCACAUUUUGAUAGUGUUUGGCGUUUUUCACUAACGAUCCAUUGUCACGAAAUCGCUGCAGGUUUGUGUUCAAACUGUCCAAGCUACGUUUUGGAAAAGAUCCACGAAUAAAUUUUGGGAUGCAAAGUUGGUCAGUCUUUAUGCUGCACCAGAGACAACAGUGACGGCCUGUAAAAUUUAAAACACUAAGAUGCAAGUUUGAUGUCAAAAGUGGCAAGCCAUCGGGAAAUAUUUCGCAUAAGGUUCCAUGGCAAAUUCAAGGUGGCUUUCAUGGCGGCAGCAGUCUCAGCUGGAAUGGAGACAUGAUGGAUUUCUGCGAUUAUUUGUUUUCGCUGCUCCUUGUCACAUUUUUUCAUGAUCGCAGCUGUUUGUUUCACAAAUGCAUCAUUUGAAUUUCCUGAAAUCAUGUUGAUUAUAUUUUUAGCUGUUUUGCUCCGAUCAGAUAAGCUUCUUUUACUACUUUCAUUUGAUAACUUUCUUGGCAUGCUGAUCGGUGUAACCGUUAUUGGCUAAAAUAAAGAAAUGUUUUUUAUUUUUAGUCUUUGUUAGAUAUAUAAUAUAUAUAUAUAUAGUAGAAAUAUGAAUAAUUUUCAGGUAAAUGCAGAAAAAUAUGUAUAUUCUAAAUGUUUAUUUAUAUACCUGUGGUCCUUUUGUAGCAAAUUGAAUUGUUUGAUUCGGUA